UCCAACCCCCCCCCCUCACCACCACCACAACAACAGCAAACUUGGAGCCACCAACCCACCGCAGUUUAUUUCCUAGUGCUACACGUGAUGUACAGCUUCAGUGCCUCUUGCUGUUCUGAGGCGGGCACGGAGAGUUAAGGCACGUGUCCUGUGCCGUGGUGGCCCUUCAAGCUACACCAACACUACCCAGUGCCCACUACAGUCACGAAAUCUACAGCAGCAACACUACCCAGUGCCCACUACAGUCACGAAAUCUACAGCAGCAACACUACCCAGUGCCCACUACAGUCACGAAAUCUACAGCAGCAACACUACCCAGUGCCCACUACAGUCACGAAAUCUGCAGCAGCAACACUACCCAGUGCCCACUACAGUCACGAAAUCUACAGCAGCAACACUACCCAGUGCCCACUACAGUCACGAAAUCUACAGCAGCAACACUACCCAGUGCCCACUACAGUCACGAAAUCUGCAGCAGCAACACUACCCAGUGCCCACUACAGUCACGAAAUCUACAGCAGCAACACUACCCAGUGCCCACUACAGUCACGAGAUCUGCAGCAGCAACACUACCCAGUGCCCACUACGAAAUAACAAAAUCUGCAGCAGCAACACUCUUGAGUGUUGCUCUAUGAAGCUUUAGAGAUAACCAAGGCUAACUAAUUCAACGUAACGUGACUUCGGGAGUCAUUCCUCAGUCAAGACAACUCAUUGACAUAAUAAUUCAACAAGAAGCCCUAAGGCACCAUAAAGGAAAACAAUUGCAUAAAUAACUUGUGAACUGGAAGGGGAAAUGUUGAAUUAAAUCAAGAACGUUGAUAAGUGUUAGUGGGAUGGAGUCUGGAGAGCCCAAGGUGAUUUUCAAAAGUGACCUGGCCGUGCCUCAAGCAACUGCUGCAGAAUUCCACUGGGGUCGCCGCCAGGUGCACACCUUAAUCAGUAAAGUUGAGGAAUUCUUUGAAGAUUUCUAUGACGGCACCAAGAAGAAGAAAUUCAUCUGGAAUGCCGUGGCAAAGCGGAUGCAAGAGGAAGGGUUUAACUGCACUGGCAGCGAGUGUGAUAAAAAGUGGAGAAAUCUUAAGGGGACUUACGUGAAGGUCCUGCAGAAGCAGAUACAUGGCGACAACAGCUACAGGUUUGAAUACUUUGACUCUCUACAUCACAUCCUCGGCAAGGAGAUCGACCCUCUUGGAAUGAGAGAGCAAGCGAUGACCAGUGGUGCAGUUCCGCAGCCAGAAAAUAAAAUGAUGCCUAUGGACUACAAUGAUCUUGUUGUUGAUGAGGGCUUUGUCUGGACUAACUUAGCAGUACAUCUCCUGUUGGACUUAAUCCAGGAACAUCGUGAUGAUUUCUUGUCCCCUUCCACCUACAUUGAUGAAAUAUGGGAGGAAGUUGCUCAACAGAUGACUCUUGAAGGCCAUGCUGUCCAUAGCAAGCAAUGUCAACAUAAAUGGUUGAACCUGCAGGAGGGUUUAAGAUUCUACCAGAUGGAGGCCGAGACAACUGGUUCCAUCUCUCUCUGGGCUUUUUAUACCCGGGUCAGAGAUAUUGUCAACUCUAUGAACGUUGCUACUAAUGUUCCGAUUGAUUGUAAGCCAGUAUUGGAGAGUGGCGGAACAUUGGGGCUAACUAGGAACCUCGGUAGAGGACGACCAGAGACACGAAGAGUCGUGAGGGCUGGCAAAGAUCUUGGGGGCCAAGACAGGAGCAUCUUAGACCGUGUGCAGGAAUUGGAGGCAAGUUUGAGCAUAGAUCGUCGCUUGGAGCAUCUCGAGUCCAGAGCAGAAUCUGAUCGCAUGCAGCGAGAUGCCUACAAACAGACCAACGUUGUUCUAAAGCAGAUUUUGUCAGAAUUACGUAGGAUUAACAGCAUUCUGGAAGAGGAGCAGAGCUUUCAGCACAACUCAGAGGUGCAGCAUACCAUAACCCACCAUCAGCACCAGCAGCAGCAGCAGCAGGAGCAGUACCCUGGCAGCCCAAAUCAAGGAAUUAUUAUUGUUGAAGCAUAUUCUGGUCAACUGUAAAACUUGUUUGCAUAUUGUAAAUUCUGUUACCUCUAUUUGUUGUUGUAUUAAUGACUAGUACAUCAAAUUUUUAUAUCUUUGACCCUUAGUUUUGCUCUCAUAUUGGCAUCCUGAAUGAUAUGCAUGUCAUUAAAUUUCUUGGAUAAGAUGAACACACACAAAAAAAGGAAGCUGCAGAAGACCCAUCCCUGGAAACACAAACUGAAACUGUCUACAAGUUUUCCGCUUGCUACAACUUGUAAUAAAGUUGUUACAUCUUGGCUUAACAUGUUUAUGACGAAUUAGAACGUUGUUACAACUUGCUAUAUUGGUUGUUAUAACUGGUUAGGAGGUGUUAAAACUUGUUUGAACAUUGUACCAACGCCGUAGUUUCGGUGUGUGUUUGGCGGGAUACGUCUCUAAACUACAAGUGAAACCAUCCAGCAAUUCCAAUGUCAAUUUUGUUACCCAGUAAUUUUUUCCAUAACUCUGCAACCCUGUUUCCAAACCAGUAUUUAUUCAGGUCUUUCCUGAAUCUAACCUUAGCCAAUUUAUAUCUAUUGUCUCCUUUUAUAUCUGUUGUUUCCUGUUUUAUUUUGUGUGAUAUAUCCAAGACAUUUAUAUUCCUUUUCUCACAGCCUUUCCUUCAUUCACCCCCUCAUGGGUGAUGCCUCAGAGUGGAGAGGAUGCUCUUGUGCACUGAUUUAGGGCACAUGAGGUUAAAGGACAAGUUUGUUAGUAGUCAUCCACAUCUUAACAUUAAACAAAUCAUAGUGUAUUUGAGAAAUACAUCAAUAAAAUAGAACUAAAAAUAACUCAUACCCAAAUUGCAAGUAGAGCAGAAGGAAAUUCCCUAGUUCCCUUUGAUAAAAUUCAACAGGCAUAUAGAAAAAUUUAAUUUUGCAUAAUUAUGAUAAAAUUAAAAACUAU
Messenger RNA from Procambarus clarkii (red swamp crayfish), 2933 nucleotides. RefSeq lists its product as uncharacterized. NCBI's taxonomy places the organism in Eukaryota, Metazoa, Arthropoda, Malacostraca, Decapoda, Cambaridae. The record is from RefSeq and is a predicted model, not a curated record.